GUCUACGCGUUCUACUACGCGUGGUACCAGAGCCCCGCCGUCGACGGUCGCUGGGCCCACUGGAACCACGAGCACCUGCCGCACUGGGACGCGGCCGUGCGGCGGCGCUACCCGCCCUUCACGCACGACCCGGACCGAAACGACGUCGGCGCGGCGUUCUUCCCGCGGCUCGGCGCGUACUCGAGCGCCGACGGCGCGGUCAUCGACGCCCACUUCGCCCAGAUGGCCGCGGCGCGCGUCGGCGUCGCCGUCGUGUCCUGGUACCCGCCGGGCAAGCGCGACCCGAACGGGCCCGAGGUCGACGGCCUGGUCGGCCGCCUCCUCGACGCGGCCCUCGCGCGCGGCCUCGCGCUCUGCCUCCACCUCGAGCCCUGGGAGGGCCGCACGGCCGCCGCGCAGCUCGCGGACGUCGCCUACGCCGUCGAGCGCUACGGCGGGCACGCCGCGUACCACCGCGUCGACGGCCGACCCGCGUUCUUCGCCUACGACUCGUACCAGAUCGCCGCCGCGGACUGGCGGGCGGCGCGGCGGGCGGCGGACGACGGCGCCUGGCUCGUCGGCCUCGUGCUCGACGCGGCGCAGCUCGACGCCUACGUCGGCAACGGCGGCUUCGACGCGGCCUACUCGUACUUUGGCGCCGCGCGGUUCACCCAGGCGUCGACGCCCGACCGGUGGCCGGCGCUCGUCGCCGCCGCCGCGCGGCGCGGCGGGAGCUUCGUGCCCUGCGUGAGCCCGGGCUACGACGACACGCGCGUGCGGCCCUGGAACGGCGCGAACGCGAGGAGCCGCGACGGCGGCGCGUACUACGACGACGAGUGGCGCGCGGCGGUCGCGAGCGGCGCGCGCCGCGUCGCCGUGACGUCCUUCAACGAGUGGCACGAGGGCACGCAGAUCGAGGCCGCGGUGCCCGCGGCGCCGGACCGGGACGGCGUCCCGGCCUACGCGGACUACGCGCCCGGCGGCGCCGACUUCUACCUCGCGAGGACGGCGGCCUGG
Aureococcus anophagefferens is the source of this 996-nucleotide messenger RNA. RefSeq lists its product as hypothetical. The record is from RefSeq and is a predicted model, not a curated record. NCBI's taxonomy places the organism in Eukaryota, Pelagophyceae, Pelagomonadales, Pelagomonadaceae. The annotation marks the transcript as partial. Gene Ontology annotation, cellular component: Golgi apparatus. Gene Ontology annotation, molecular function: alpha-mannosidase activity. The transcript has a single exon.